GUCAAACUUAUAUUUAUGUUCGCUCACUUGGACUUUUUAUUUUUAUUUUUAAAGUCAGAAAAAAAGUACUAGAAAGAACUUGUAACAGUUAAAUGAUUGCUAAAUAGACAAUUAUUUAUAGGUAGGCUUACUUGGCAGCAAUUAAUAUACUAUUUUUUAAAAAGUAUUGAAAUCAUGCCAGCUGCCCAGAAGGCUGUAGUUACGGCUAUACUUGUAUCACUGUCUCUAGUAGGACAAAUACUGGAGGCUCAAAUAUUCACUUUCAAAGAGGAUACGUGGGGAAGUGAUGUGAACAUCGCACUAAAUGACAUGUUCUACAAUGCGUUGAUAGAAUGUGUAUCAAAUAAAUCCAUAUCUUCAUGUGAGUUUCAGACCGCCCCAUUUUUUAAUUUCAAAUCCCCUUUGUGUCAGGCAAACACAGAGGUUAUCUUUGCACAAAAGCAAGUCAAUGUCAGCGAUGAAGAUGUGGCCAAAACAUGCCAGAUCAGUCUGAGGCUCACUUUUUUUGAGUCACUUUAAGUAUUUUAUGAUCACCUGCAACUCAGCAAGUAGUCAAACUUCAAAAACUGUGUCCAAGUGUAGCCUGUCUCAGUUCCCAGUCGAGACAUUUGUCUACGUGUGUUGGGAGCACGGAAUUUUGUGUGAUCAGCCAAGCAUGACUUCAGACAGUCUCUCCAUCCAGAUUUCACAACCCGUCAAUUCAACCAACAGGCUGGAAGACACACCAUUUACUAUAUUGUCACCAAUGAUGUUUAGUAAUAGCACCUGGCAAACAUCAUUCGACUAUAGUGUAACAUUCAGCAGCGUAUUUCUUGCGACCACUAAUAGUAUUGAGACAUCCAACACUCAACACAUUAUAGAUGCUUACACUGCAUUAGCAGCAUUUAGUAAUAGUAUAAUUGAUUUGACAAGUACUGGGGUCAUAUCCUCGAUACCGUCACCUGUAGUGAUUAAUAAGCCUACAUCUUUAAUGUAUUCUGCCGAAAAGAGUUACAGCAGUCGGAUAUAUUGGAACAGUGCCAGUUCUUUGUCAGAUUUCCUAGCAUCGACCAGCAUCAUACCAUCAUUCACAACGUUCGCAACCAAUACAGAAACACCCAUUUCAGCAACAUCACUGGCAUCAGCAUUAUACAACCCUGUCGGAACAGACUCUUUUCCAAAUGAGAAUCUACCUACAAUGUUCACGAGCACCAUUACAGCAACAAGAUCUAUCGACGAAGCAUCGUCCACCUUGAGGUCUACGCUGGUCACUUCCUCUGCGACGAUGAUACUCAACACAAAUCGAAGCGACAGCGUCAAAAACACGAUCAGUUCAAACACGACUCAGAGCUCCAGCCACUCGUCCAGCUGUGACGUGGUGUGCAUCAUCAUUGUCUCCCUGGUGGCAGCAGUUGUUUUAACUCUAGUUCUUAUCCUACUCUGUUAUUUAUUCAGGAGAAGAGAAUCCAAAGAGCAUUCAUUGCUUGGAACAUAAUCCACAAUGUACUGUUCAGCUCUCAAAGACUGUUCUUUUCUAAUUAUUUAUAUAAAAUUAUUUCCAUGAAUUGAUGGAAUAAAGAUCAUUUGUGUAAUACGCUAUAAGCCUUUUGAAGUAGCAGAGUUAGUGUUCGUUGAUAAGUUGGCAUUAAAUAUGGAAAGUCGAGAUUUAUAUUCACUUACCUCCUGCUCAAGAGAAACAUCGUCUCUUACUGAUACUUUUAAAUUAUACUAUUUUAAUUACUGGAUAAUUUUCGUUGUACUUCCUAUGCAUAUAGCUGAUAUAAGUACUAUUCUAUUUUAA
This is a messenger RNA of Biomphalaria glabrata, 1780 nucleotides long. RefSeq names its product mucin-3A-like. Bases 527 to 1474 code for a protein of 315 amino acids. The transcript has 2 exons. NCBI's taxonomy places the organism in Eukaryota, Metazoa, Mollusca, Gastropoda, Planorbidae. The record is from RefSeq and is a predicted model, not a curated record.